ACUUAUAAAUUAAUUACGAGAAAGAUGGGCAAAAGAGCAGCUGGAUUUGUCCUUUUUCGGCGCCUAUGUGGAGAAAUCCAAUAUUUACUACUAAAAGCUUCAUAUGGUGAUUUUCACUGGAGCGCCCCAAAAGGGCAUGUGGAUCCUGGUGAAGAUGACUUUACUACAGCGCUGCGCGAAACAAAGGAGGAAGCCGGUUUCGAUGAAAAGGAUUUGAUUAUAUACCGCGACACGCCACUCACUCUAAACUAUGAGGUCAAAGGUAAACCAAAGGUUGUUAUCUAUUGGCUGGCAGAGUUACGGAAUCCAAACCAAGAAGUUAUUCUUUCCGAGGAACAUACAGAGCUUAAAUGGCUUCCAAAGGAUGCGGCGAAGGAAUGUGUUGGCUUUAAGGACAAUCAAGUGAUGAUUGAAAAGUUUCAUGAAAUGAUUCUGAACGUGGAUAAGAAUCGCACCAAUUGCGGAUGCCCGUAAAAAUACCAAAUAAAUAGUGCUGUAAACGUUGUCAGUUAAUGGCAGCAUGACGGCAUUCUGCAACACUAUUUUUAAGGCAUCUGUAGAUUGAUUUUGUUGUGAGAAACUAAUCAAAAAAAGGCAUUGAAUAAAUUUU
Drosophila arizonae is the source of this 610-nucleotide messenger RNA. RefSeq names its product purine phosphoribosyltransferase family protein Apf (gene Datp). NCBI's taxonomy places the organism in Eukaryota, Metazoa, Arthropoda, Insecta, Diptera, Drosophilidae. Gene Ontology annotation, biological process: AMP biosynthetic process; ATP biosynthetic process. Gene Ontology annotation, molecular function: bis(5'-nucleosyl)-tetraphosphatase (asymmetrical) activity. The record is from RefSeq and is a predicted model, not a curated record.